Messenger RNA from Cajanus cajan (pigeon pea), 1901 nucleotides. RefSeq names its product abscisic acid 8'-hydroxylase 1. Gene Ontology annotation, biological process: multicellular organism development; brassinosteroid biosynthetic process; brassinosteroid homeostasis. The record is from RefSeq and is a predicted model, not a curated record. NCBI's taxonomy places the organism in Eukaryota, Viridiplantae, Streptophyta, Magnoliopsida, Fabales, Fabaceae. Gene Ontology annotation, molecular function: monooxygenase activity; heme binding; oxidoreductase activity, acting on paired donors, with incorporation or reduction of molecular oxygen.
ACAUUCUAGGAUUUAUAUGAACCAUAGCUGGCUAUCUUAGUACUUAGUUUUCCUUCAUAGCCAUUGUUUUGAGAAAGAGAAACAACAAAACAAAAGAGAUGUUGAAGCUGUCGUGGAGAGAAGAGGUACUAUUGAUAGUGCAGAACUAUUACGACAUAAUCGUGGUCGCAUUAUUCUCUAUAGGAGUAACAUAUUUCGCUUCAAAAGCUUGGAAAAGAGCCACAAACAAUAGAGAAGGUAUCCCUGGAAGGCUCGGAUUACCUUUUAUAGGGGAAACUUUUUCUUUUCUUUCUGCCACUAAUAGUACAAGAGGAUGCUAUGAUUUUGUCAGACUUAGAAGAUUGUGGAAUGGGAGAUGGUUCAAGACAAGGCUAUUCGGGAAGAUCCACAUAUUUGUUCCCAAUCCUGAAGGUGCAAGGAUCAUAUUUGCAAAUGACUUUGUUCUGUUCAACAAGGGUUAUGUAAAGUCAAUGGCAGAUGCUGUGGGAAAGAAAAGCUUGUUAUGUGUACCCGUUGAGAGCCACAAAAGAAUAAGGCGUCUUCUAUCCGAACCAUUCUCCAUGACUUCCCUAUCUGCAUUUGUAACCAAAUUUGACAAAAUGUUGUGUGGAAGGCUGCAAAAGCUAGAAGAAAGCGGCAAAAGUUUCAAGGUGCUGGACUUCUGUAUGAAGAUGACAUUUGAUGCAAUGUGUGAUAUGCUGAUGAGCAUCACGGACGAUUCAUUACUACGACAGAUCGAGAAAGACUGCACUGCCGUCUCCGAUGCCAUGUUAUCCAUUCCUAUCAUGGUUCCUGGUACCAGAUACUAUAAAGGCAUUACGGCUCGUAAAAGACUCAUGGAGACCUUCAGAGAGAUGAUUGGCAGACGUAGGAGAGGAGAAGAAUCUCCAGAGGACUUCCUUCAGUCCAUGUUGCAGAGAGACUCACUCCCAGCCAGUGAAAAGCUUGAUGACUCAGAGAUUAUGGAUAAUCUGUUGACAUUGAUAAUAGCUGGACAGACCACCACAGCAGCAGCAAUGAUGUGGAGUGUAAAGUUUCUAUAUGACAACAGAGAAGCAGAGGACAUACUCAGGGAAGAACAAUUAUCCAUAACCAAAAUGAAGCCAGACGGUGCUUCAAUUAAUCACGAAGAUCUCAACAACAUGCGUUAUGGCUUGAAGGUAGUUAAGGAAACUCUGAGAAUGUCCAACGUAUUGUUAUGGUUUCCUCGUGUUGUACUUCAAGACUGCACGAUCGAAGGGUAUGAUAUAAAGAAGGGUUGGCACGUUAACAUCGACGCAACUUAUAUACAUCACGACUCCGAUUUGUACAAGGAUCCGUUGAAAUUCAACCCACAUAGAUUUGAUGAAAUGCAAAAGCCAUACAGUUUUAUACCUUUUGGAUCAGGGCCCAGGACAUGCCUUGGGAUGAAUAUGGCGAAAGUGACAAUGUUGGUCUUUUUACACAGACUCACCGGUGGUUAUACGUGGACCGUCGAUGAUUUAGAUACAUGCUUGGAAAAGAAGGCACACAUACCUAGGCUAAGAAGUGGCUGCCCAAUAACUUUGAAGUCCUUAAGCAAAAGCAUGCCAGAGGCAUAAAAGGUCGUAGGGAUUUACAAGACAAGCGAUGACCUAAGAACAAAGCAGCAGGCAAUUGACCAUAUUUGCAUAUUUAUGAGAUUUGGAGCAAAUAGUAUCACAGGAAAUAAAUCUGUGGAAUUAUAUAUUUUAAAUCUCCAGUUCUACUAGGGAUUGGUAAGCCUAAUCUAUGGCUUGCAUACAAUAUAUAAACUGAGUUACGAGUUGAAUGUAGAUUACCUGGUGGUGGAUGAUGUGUCCUGUUAAACUUUGGGAGAAAUCAAAAGAAUAACCAGCUGCUGGUAAAAAUAAUGCGCGAGAGAAACCAGCCUCUUUAUUUCA